AUGCACCACAGUGGACGCCGACACGUCCGUCAGGCCCGUCGUCGAUCUCCUCAUCAUCUUCUCCGCCUGCCAGACGAGGUGUUGGUCUGGUCUGCCUUGCCCUCUUUAUUUUGCGCGUCCAUCAGUCAGUCCAAUGCGCGCGCGCGUUUCAUUGCACACUAACAGGUCCCAUCCAUUUUUAUUUUUUUUUCUUCCUUUUCCCGUCUUCCGUAAACCCCGUCUCCACCAGCCUCCAAUUCCACACACACACCAUCAAAGAGAGCGACCUCGACGACCUCACGAUGGCGGGUCCCAAUCUCGAGCUGUUCAAGUUCUCCCUCUACCUCUUUUUUCCCCUCGCUAUCAUGGUCCACUAUGGCGAUCCGCAGUGGUACCAUGACCACGUCCUUCCGAUCCGCGAUCAAUUCUGGCCCGACGAGCGUACCCUCUAUAAACCACCGAGGAACUCGGCGGAUCUCAAGGCAUCGUUGGAGGAGAUGAGAAAGGAAAGACUGGCGAAGCGAGAUGAGAGGGAAGGGCGCGCUCGUGCAUCGACGUCAACAGCCACACCAAGCAGCAGCAGCAGCAGCAGCAACAGCGGCGCAGGAGCUGGAGCUGCUCCAAAUCUAAGGGAGGGCGGCGCGCUGGGCAAGUUCUACGAAGCACGAGAGACCAAUCGGACGGGCCCGACAUGGAGAGAGACAUGGGUCGAGGCGACGCAACGCAAAGUCGUUUGACCGGGCAAGGCUUUACAUGAUCUGUAUUGUUAUUACAUGGUCGGAAGGUCUAGGUGAAAUGUACAAUUUACGGC
Acaromyces ingoldii is the source of this 790-nucleotide messenger RNA. RefSeq lists its product as hypothetical. The transcript is spliced from 2 exons. The record is from RefSeq and is a predicted model, not a curated record. Gene Ontology annotation, biological process: mitochondrial respiratory chain complex IV assembly. The coding region runs from base 282 to 716 and encodes 144 amino acids. NCBI's taxonomy places the organism in Eukaryota, Fungi, Basidiomycota, Exobasidiomycetes, Exobasidiales, Cryptobasidiaceae. Gene Ontology annotation, cellular component: mitochondrial inner membrane; mitochondrion.